This is a messenger RNA of Trifolium pratense (red clover), 3608 nucleotides long. RefSeq names its product protein ENHANCED DOWNY MILDEW 2-like. The coding region runs from base 441 to 3311 and encodes 956 amino acids. The record is from RefSeq and is a predicted model, not a curated record. NCBI's taxonomy places the organism in Eukaryota, Viridiplantae, Streptophyta, Magnoliopsida, Fabales, Fabaceae. The transcript has 20 exons.
AUCAUCACAAAAAAGGUAAAAAAAAAAAUUUAAAAAUCAGAUUCUUCAUCUUCUUCACACUCUCACAUUUCUCAAUUUUUUCUGAUUUUCACAUUUUUGCUUGCUUGAACUUGAAAAUCACAAUGUGUGUGUGUGAUUUAGGUUUUUCUGUAUUGUGUUUCUGUUUUUCUACUUACUCAGUGUGAAUUAUUUAUUUUUUUUGGUUUUUUUUUUUUUUUUAAAGAAGCAAAAUGCGUGUUGGAUUUAGGGUUUUUUGUUUGGAUGAUGCUGAGAAAGUGUGGGAAAAUGGAGGAAAAUUUUGUGGAAAAGUUGAGUGGUAGUUAUAAGUAGCUAUAGCAGCAUUUUCUGGAAACUCAGGAGCUAAGAAAAGGGUUUGGAGAGUUAAAGGUGGUAGUAACUUCAAAUUUCAACGAUUUUCUGAACCUACUUUUGAGCAUUUAAUGGCAUCAUCAGAUUCAGAUGAAGAGGGUGAGAUUGUUCCAGAUUCUGUUGAUAGUUAUUGGUUUGAGAAUGAUAAGGCGCAAUUUGAGUCAUUUUUUAAUUUGACAUUAUUGUGGAGUGUUGAUGAGGUCGAGUGUUUCUCAGAAACAAACGUGUUUUUACGUGGCACCACUGAUAAUGGCCUCCAGAAAAUUCACAAACAAAUUAUAGGAUGGAGAUUUGAACUUUCAUGUGAGCAGCCUGUGAUUUCAGUGCUCUUGAGGCAGAAAUACUGGAUAACACUUCUAAAACCGAGAAAAUGCUUUGAAAAUACUAUUAGGUCAGUCUUGGUCACAGUUUAUUGGUUGCAUUGUGUGAAACGGUAUCCAGAGGAAUCAAGAGUAUCUAUUUUGGUCAAACUUCUGAAGGAAUUUAGCUCAUUUGAUAAUCCACCAUCUGAGAAUGAUGUUCGAAGUCAUAUGACAUUGAUUCACGAGGCUUCCGAAAGGGACACUGAUUUAUCAAAAUCAAAGUAUCUGCUUAAUUUCAUAGGAAAGACAUGUUCAAAUGAAGACUUCCCCGAGGAUGUUCACACUACAAAGAAAACAAAAUUUAUAGUUGAAUCAGAGGAAGAGGAGGAGGAGGGGGAGGAGGAGAAGGAGGAGGAGGAGGUGGUGGAGGAGGAGAAGGAGGUAGAGGAGGAGUUGUUGGUGGAGGAGGAGAAGGAGGACGAGGUGGAAGUGGAGGAGGAGGAGAAGGAGGACGAGGUGGAGGAGGAGGAGAAGGAGGAGGAGUUGGAGUUGGAGGAGGAGAAUGACAAAUCUGACGGUGAAGGCGAACUCAUUGUAGAUGAAGAGCAAAAUAUUGGAUACGAUACUGUUUGUGCAAUUUGUGAUAAUGGCGGUGAAAUACUUCCUUGUGAAGGAAGGUGUCUGAGAUCCUUCCAUGCCACCAUAGAGGCUGGCAGAGAUUCACUUUGUGAUUCUCUUGGCUACACUAUUACUCAAGUUAAUGCUUUUCCAAACUUCUAUUGUGAAAAUUGUAAACAUAAGAAGCAUCAAUGCUUUGCAUGUGGCAGACUAGGUUCAUCGGAUGAAUCAUCUAACCCAGAGGUAUUUCCUUGUGUUACUGCAAAUUGUGGUCACUAUUACCAUCCUAAAUGUGUUGCAAGACUACUCUACCCUGGCACUGACCCCAAACAAGAGGCAAUGAGGAAGAACAUUGCAACCGAAAAAACAUUUGUCUGUCCUCUUCAUAUAUGUUCGCUAUGCAGAAAAGGUGAAAAUAGAAAUGUUCAUGAUUUGCAAUUUGCGAUGUGUAGACGCUGCCCCAAGGCUUACCACCGGAAAUGCUUGCCCAAGGAAAUUUCCUUCACAUUUGAUUAUUAUUUGGGCAUUGAGCAGAGGGCUUGGGAUGAUCUUCUUGACAACAGAAUUUUGAUGUAUUGCUUGGAUCAUGAGAUAGUUUUGAAACUUGGAACUCCUGCUAGAAACCAUCUGAUAUUUCCUAAUAAGGAAGUCAAAAGGAAGUUAGUCAGUUUCAAAUUAUUAAACAACGAGAAGGUUGCUAUACCGUUGAAGAGAAGUUUUGAUGACCUUCCUCCUAACAAGACAGUGGUGCCAAAACUAAUUUUAAAGGAAAGAGCUGGCCUUCAAAGUGGCAGUUCUUCGAAAAUUAUGGAGAAAAUAUGCUCUAAGCCAGAUACACAUCUGUCAACUGGACCAGAUAAUUUUGACAGGGCUAGAAAAUAUUUGAAAGUUGAAACGGCGUCUGGGUCAAAUAGGUCAUUACCAAAUUAUGAAAACAGAGUGCCUUUGAAAAAUAAUAACUUGUCCUGUAUUCCAAGGCAGCCUGAAGCUAGAUCCCAACAGCAAAAAUCUGUUGGUAGAAUUGAAGAAACAAGCUUAAAGAUGCCUCUGGUAAAAAAAGUCAAAACUUCACUCGAGCAUAGAAAAGCAGAAAUGGAAAGCCGAAUUUUAUCUUUAAUGGAAGAAGUCACGUCUAAUCUGAACAUGGAAGAAUUUAAAAAGGACCAUCAACUCUUUUCAAGUUUCACAGAAACUGCAUUUCAUAAGAGUGUUACUCACGGAAAAGUUGAAGGUUCUGUUAAGGCUAUUAAAAUAGCUUUGCAGAAGUUAAAUGAAGGAUGUAGUAUUGAGGAAGCAAAAGCUAUUUGUGGGCCAGAAAUUAUUCGUCAGAUUUUUACUUGGAAGAAGCAGCUCAAGGUCUAUCUUGCACCUUUUCUUCAUGGCAUGCGAUAUACUUCAUUUGGUCGCCAUUUCACUAAAAUAGACAAGUUGAAAGAGAUUGUUGAAAGGCUUCAUUGGUAUGUGCAAAGUGGUGACACGGUUUUGGACUUCUGUUGUGGCGCAAAUGACUUCAGCUGUCUAAUGAAAUCAAAGCUUGACCAGACUGGAAAGUCUUGUUCAUUUAAGAACUAUGAUUUAUUCCAAGCUAAGAAUGAUUUCAACUUUGAAAAGAGAGAUUGGAUGACUGUCCAGGCUGAGGAAUUACCCCAUGGUUCUCAACUUAUCAUAGGGCUGAAUCCUCCUUUCGGUGUCAACGGCUCUCUUGCUAACAAAUUUAUUAACAAGGCAUUGACGUUUAAGCCAAAACUCCUUAUACUUAUUGUGCCAAAAGUAACAAGAAGACUUGACAGAAACAAAGGUGGAUAUGAUUUAAUUUGGGAAGAUGACGAAAUAUGUUCAGGAAAGUCAUUUUAUCUACCUGGUUCUGUCGAUACUCAACAUAAGCAAUUGGAAGACUGGAACCUGAAGGCACCGCCUCUUUACCUUUGGAGUCGCCCUGAUUGGACUUCUUGGCACAUGGGAAUUGCUCAAUAUCAUGGCCACAUAAAACACAACGAUUGUGCACCUAGCUUUGCUUUAUGAAGUGGAAUAGAAUGGGAGGAUGGAUUACCUAAAAUGAAGCUGAAGAUUAUUUUUUCUUUACAUGGAAUUAUUAUCUCUAGAAUGAGGAUGAUUGGGUGUAGAAACAUUACAAUGAUAAUAAUGUAAAUAAAAAUGUUAUUGGAUAAAGUAUCUAGUAGUUUAGUGUAAGGUUUUUUUUGUUGUUGUUGAUAAUCGUAGUUUAGUGUACGUAACACUUGACCUAUAGGCUAACUAAUGUGUUUUGAUGAUGGUAUAUAUAAUGACAAAAGGGUUUUGUUAAACCCCAAACAACAAAAA